Molecule: messenger RNA, 3622 nt
Organism: Schistosoma haematobium
Lineage: Eukaryota; Metazoa; Platyhelminthes; Trematoda; Strigeidida; Schistosomatidae
Exons: 6
Coding region: 77-1240 (387 amino acids)
Source: RefSeq, a predicted model, not a curated record
AUCGUUCUCCACUCAUCAGAAGUGAAUUCCGAAGAUCAACUAAUCCACUACCCGUCGAGGAAAUGUUGAAGCUUGAAUGACACCACUCGCUUUCAAACGCGCUCAGGAGUCAGUUUUAAGAAUGUUCGUGUUCCUGGGGUUUUUGCUUUUGAAGUUAGCUUUAGUUUGCAGUGGGUUAGAAGUUCGUCCUAAGGCUAAUGGAGAAGUUGAAACUUAUAUGUCGGCGGUAAAACUGGAAGGUCUUCCGUAUAUCAAGCGUGCAGUAAACAUCUCAGUUUCCGUGACUGUAAAAUAUGAAAUCACAGGAGUUAGUGAUCCAUCCACUGUUACAUUGUCUUGGAAGCGUAAUGGCGAAGAAAUUUCAGUUAGCCGACGUAAGGCAGAUGAUGCGCCUAUCCUUUCCGGAGAUUACUCUUCAGAGACAUUCUCUGACACUACGCAUACUCUGGAAGUUACUUUAAAUUUAAAUCAAAAAGGUCCAGUUCCUGGAAAUUAUACUUUGAUUGCAACAAUGGGUGGGGUUACGUCUUCUGGUUCUGGCCAAGCAUAUAGCGCACCUGUUCUUCCACUAUUUACUAAGCCAAAACGUGUCUUGGAGGGUGAUAUUAUGCGGCUGGUUUGUCGUGUUAGUAGUUAUCCUCAGCCAUCUUCAGUAAUAUGGAGUUUUGCAUCGAUACAAGCUAGUCAAAUGGAUGAUGACAAUGCCAUUAAUACAGCCUUAUAUAAUUUACUUCCUCUGUUGACCAAUGAAACUCACUAUGUCCUGGAAACAAGUGAUGGUGGUACGCCGAAUGAUACUCUGCGCUUCUUGGAUUUAAAAGAAAGUGAUAAUGGUCUGUAUGCAUGUAACGUUUCAACUGAACGCGGUACUGAUUUCGCUUUGAUGGUUGUCAACGUUAAAGAUCGUUGGGCCGCUCUUUGGCCAUUUAUUGGAAUUAUUGUUGAAGUUACUAUUUUGGUUGCCGCUAUCCUAUUAUAUGAACGUCACCAAAUGCAUACAAAACCAACUAAUCUCAGCGCUAAAUGUGAUACUACUAGUGGUACUGGUGCAGUUUCUGGCCAAGAUAAUGUAUCAGCAAUACCUAAUAAUAAAAUUCAAACCAAUAAUAACAAUACAGGUCAAAAUAAUCUUACAGUUCCUGUUCAUGCUGGUGAUGUGCAUACUGAAAAUCUCGAUGUAAAUGUUGAAGGAAGAGACCAAAAAGCCGAUGAGAUUCGUUUACGUGCACAUGUCAAAUAAGAAUGAUUUUAUUCAUUAAGCACCCACAUUUUAUUUAAUCGCAAAAAAUAAAACACAACUAUCGUGGUUAAUGUUAUUCGAUGUGUAGAUGCAUACAAUGCUUGCUGGUGUAAUUAUUAAACAAUCUGCUUAUAUCUGCAUAGUUUUAUUGACUUCACUUAUUCAGUACAAUUGAAUUUUGCAUAUUAGUUUCAUUACUAUUAUUUUCUACUUGUUUGUUUUUUUAAAGAAAAUAAUCGUUAGAAUCUCACUUUAGUUAAGAUUUUUGAUCUAUCUGUUUCGUAAUAUUCCCCCCACCGCCAUCGUCUAAUCUCUCUCUCUCUCCCUCUCUCAUAUGAACUCACACGUUUUACGUUUGAUGAUCUGUUAGUCAUUUUCCGCUGUUGUGUAGUUCCGACAUUUGUUCAAAUGAUCAUUUAAUUUAUAACAUUGUUUCUCUUGAUCAAUUAAUCAAUCAGUUAAUCGAUCAACCAACUAACGAUGCACAUACACAUGUUAUUUCUGUCCAGUUCAUUAUUGUUUCCACACACACACAAAACGUUACUUUUUGUCUUAAUGAUUUAUAAUGCGCAUUAUUUUUUGUUCUCUGCUUAACCCUCAUCUUAAAAUUAUUGUCAAUAAUGGUUAUAUUUAUAUGAAAGUAUAGAUCACCAUAUUUUUUAAGUAAAUGCAUUGAAUGUUUUAUUAGUAUAGAUUUAUAGAAAGUUAAUCGAGAUUUUCUCGACUUUAUUAUUACAUAUUGUUUAAUACAUCAGUUAAGACGGAAUCAUAGUUUAAAAAACAAACAUCUUAAUUUAUUUUACAGACAAAUAUAAACACUGGAUGAUCUGAAUGAACUUUGAGUGUAUGAAGUGACCUAAAUUUCAUUGAUAUACAGUUUGUGAUAUUGUGAACAUUGAAAAUACAUGUAGACAAAGUACGUAAAAUACGGUAUUCAUUGUAUUAUAAGUGGUUGGUGGAUGAAUAUGUUUUUUUGUAACUAGCUUUAUGAAAAUUGUAUUCGAUUAUGUACCUAAACUUAAGUUAAUAGCUCUCAUUCGGGUCGUAAAAGGACUUGUGUUCUUAGAUAACGCGAUAUAUCCGGCCGAGAUUUAAACUUGAUCAUUGAUAUUGUGUUAAUUCGACAGUUAUCCCUUCCGUACUAGUGAUUGUGAAGUUUUCAAUUGGUACCGUGUAUUCUUAACGAUUACUAUACGAAGAACAUUUGUAUCCAAAUGAGUGUUUUUAGUAAUUUGAUGAUUAAUGCCCUAAUAACGUCUAUUUUAAGACAUAAGACAGCAUUAUGUCGACAGGUUUAUAGUGAGACCAUCAAGCCAGCACAUUUGUAUCCGUGUUAUGUGCUACGCAGUCGAAAAGGCUAAUCGAUUAAAUAAAACCCAAAUUUACGGUAGUCAUUUUGAUCUAAGUACUGUAGUUAAUAUCGACUAUAAAGGGAUGUACGAAGUGUGAUUUAAAACAUGUAUUGACGCGUCGACUUUUGAAGGAUUGACGAACGAUCACAUCUACAACUUAGUGACUGAUAUUCAGUAACUAGUUGAGGUCAAUCCGGACCUAUUUCAACGAGCAGGCUAGCUAUGUUAAUGUCUACCUCUACUUUGUGAUGUACACGUGUCUUGUAAUUAAUGGAUUAAUAUUUUUUUGCGUGAAACAAGUGUCAGCAAUCCUUCCCAUAUUUCUAUUUCAUCAGCUACCAAGAUGAACAUAGUGGUCGACUUUCUUAGUUCUUAUGGUUAGAUGAAUGGACGACACAUACCAUUACUGAAGCAACAUUCUGUAUUUAGGAGGGAAACUUUUAAAGACCUUUCUGGUACUGGCAAAGUACAUUAUAUGUGAGAAAAAAUUGUCUGUUGAACUGCUUAGAAAAGUUCAAGAGUGAAAGUGGCCUGCUGCUAAUCAUUAAUAGAUGUUAAGAGAGACUGAUAUGCUGUAUGAUAGUGGACGAGUCUGAUUGUUAUCGCAAAGUAAGAUCAGGUAAUACUUCAGUAAACCUCAGUGAUAUCCUAGGAAAAGUUACAGCCAGACUUCGCGCAGUAUGUUAACACUUAUGGCUUAAUUGGUUAUUUUGUAAUGGUGUUUCUAUCCGGUAAAGCAUCAUGUGGGGUAAUCAUCUUAGGUAUCAUUAUAGUUAGGCGUAUUGUUUUCGAUGCCACUAGAUUUGUUUUUUCAUUAAAUGAACGAUUAACGAGUUCAUCCAGUAAGAUUGUGUUCAACUAACAACCACUUCAUAAUAACUAUUGGACUGCGGCAAACUAACAAACAGUGAUCGAGCAAGUUAGUUCUCAACAGUUCAAUUAAUAUUAAGAAGCACAUGACAUAUUCUUACUUACACCUGUUACCCUUCGUACAAGUGUGUAGGCUGCCCACCACCAUUUUCUAUCGAAC